AUGGUGGACGUGCUGGGCGGGCGGCGCCUGGUGACCCGCGAGGGCGCCCCGGUGGAGGCCGAGGCGGUGCUGCAGAACAAGGUGGUGGCGCUGUACUUCGCGGCCGGCCGGUGCGCGCUGAGCCGCGACUUCACGCCGCUGCUCCGCGACGUCUACGCGGCGCUGGUGGGCGAGGCCCGGCGCCCCGCGCCCUUCGAGGUGGUCUUCGUGUCGACGGACGGGAGCGCGCGGGAGAUGCUGGACUUCAUGCGCGAGCUGCACGGGCCCUGGCUGGCGCUGCCCUUCCACGACCCCUACCGGCACGAGCUGAAGAAGAGGUACAACAUCACGGCCACCCCCAGGCUCGUGGUUGUGAAACCAAACGGGGAGGUCAUCACCCACCGAGGGCGGACGCAGAUCCGGGAGCAGGGGCCCGCCUGCUUCCAGAGCUGGGUACAGGUGGCCGAUGUCUUUCAGAACUUCUCCGGUUGACCUGGCAGAGAUCUCGGCGCCAGGCUGGGGCCGCC
Tupaia belangeri chinensis (Chinese tree shrew) is the source of this 506-nucleotide messenger RNA. It is a transcript of the gene NXNL2, whose product is annotated as nucleoredoxin like 2. Gene Ontology annotation, biological process: visual perception; photoreceptor cell maintenance; sensory perception of smell. The record is from RefSeq and is a predicted model, not a curated record. NCBI's taxonomy places the organism in Eukaryota, Metazoa, Chordata, Mammalia, Scandentia, Tupaiidae. The transcript has 2 exons. The coding region runs from base 1 to 471 and encodes 156 amino acids.